This is a messenger RNA of Elgaria multicarinata webbii, 3592 nucleotides long. Its product is annotated as rho GTPase-activating protein 27-like. Gene Ontology annotation, biological process: signal transduction; regulation of GTPase activity. The transcript has 16 exons. The coding region runs from base 429 to 3122 and encodes 897 amino acids. Gene Ontology annotation, molecular function: protein binding. Lineage: Eukaryota; Metazoa; Chordata; Lepidosauria; Squamata; Anguidae. Gene Ontology annotation, cellular component: cytoplasm. The record is from RefSeq and is a predicted model, not a curated record.
CUGAUACUGCAGGUAAUCCUGCAUGUCAAGGACAUGUACAGCAGAACUGGGGUUCUUUGCCAUGGUGAAGAUAUUUUGGAAGCGCUUCCUGCUCAAGGCAAUUUUCCUGCUGCUGUUUUCUUCACUUGUAAAUCUCCUUCAUGUGAGGAAGCCAACGGAAAUAUUGGUUUUGUGAUAUUUCACCCUCACCGCCCCCUUCUUGAGAUAGCUUAAAGCAGGGGAGGACCGGAGGCAGGUUCAGCCCGAACACACAGGCCUGGACAGGUCGCUGCAGCUCCUGACACAAUCAACAAGGAAGAGACAGUACGUGCUUGAAGACAAGGACGGAGAGACAGGCAAAGAGGGGCUGGAGAGAGAAGAGAAUACUAACAAGAUGUGAGCAAACAGAGAGAAAAAUUGUUCACAGGAAGCUACUUUCGGACACUAGAAUGGAGCCACUGAGCAGAGAGGAAGAGACAUACGUCUUGGUGGAGUACGCCUUUGAGUACACAUCCAAGGAUGGGAGAUUUAUUUCAAUCAAACCCAACGAAAGAUAUGUGCUUUUGAGGCGAACAAAUGACCACUGGUGGCAUGUUAAAAAGAGCAAAGAAGCCCGGCCUUUCUACAUCCCAGCUAAAUAUGUCAAAGAGCUGGGCCCCAGGACCCAGGCUCUGUUUCUGUCUGAGAAUCUUCCCUCGACAACCCUGCUGGAGGAAACCAGCUUAGGGGCCUCCACGGAGGUUGGCAGGGAGGAGCAGCCGCCAGAGUAUGAAUAUCGGUUUGUGAAUGCUGUUCAAGAGCGUGAUGCAGAUUCCUCCCAGCACCCUUCCAUCUCCUCAGGGGCAGGAAUGACGGUCCCCUUUGACACUGGUGGGAAGAUGUUGCUCCCCAUUUACGGAGCAGCAAGAGCCACGCUUCCCACCCUCAGGGCAUCACAUGGAUCCCUUAAGCCUCCCUAUGCAACAGGUGCUGCGUAUCCCCUGGUGGGCUAUGCCCAUUCCACUGAGCACAUGAGGCCUACAGUGUCCCUGGAUGACUUGGCGAGGUUCACACCACACAGCCAGGCAGGCGCUGGGAACUCAGGACUGUACAAAGCUGCCUCGUGGGGUCACCCUCACCCGCUCCUGAAGAGCAGCUCUGAAAAUGUCCACAAGCUGAUGGAGGAGGAUAGACUUAAGUGGGACACACAGGAGCAUCAUGUCGGACAGCCGUGUGAGGCCGUGGCCACAGAUCCCGUGUAUGUGAAUCUACAGGAGCUCCAGUUGGAACAGAGUGAUACCGCUGCCAGCAAUGUUGAAGCCACGCUCCAACCGCAGCUCAGAGGCCUUCUGAACAACUGGGAGACCCACACAGACAAAGACAGUGGCCAUUUGUUCUAUUACAACUCAUUGACAGGCCAAACGACGUGGGAGUCUCCCUUUGACCCUUCCGUGAAUAGUGCCAGGCCUGCCAGUUCUCGCUCUCCCUCGCUUGCCCCCAGCCCUGCCACACCUGCUGCCGAGUGGGACCAAUAUGUAGAUGAGGCCAGCGGGCAGGUGUUCUUCUAUAACACGCUAACAGGCGAGACGUCGUGGGAUGCCCCCCAUGUGAACGAAGUGCUCGACUAUCCAGAAAUGCAGCCUGUAUUUGCUCCCUAUAACUCCAUGGAUCAGAGGCCACCAACUCCAGAAACUGACUACCCCAAUCUUUCUCCCGAUGAACUUGAACACUACCCUGAAGAAGAUUAUUCUCCAGUCGGCUCUUACAGGCAGCUGGAUUAUCCCUCAGCAUGUCAAGUCUGGGCCUCCUACGGCAACCAGGAGGGGCUGGAGUUUGAUAGUGACCAUUAUGUCUCGGACACGGUAACACUGUCCAGCCAUCACCAUAGUACCAGCAGUGGGUCCAGUCUGGACAGCAGCCCAUUUGGGAAUUGGUCACCCAAUCUUUUGGCUUUCCCUGGUUCAAAGGAGGAGCAGUUCAAAACUCUUGAAAAGGCUGGAAUGCUCCAUCGGACAAAAACUGCUGAUAAAGGAAAACGCUUGAGGAAGAACUGGAGUUCUUCAUGGACGGUGUUGGAAGGUGGUGUCUUAACAUUUUUCAAAGACUCAAAGCAUUCAGCUUCUGGCAGUGUGAAACAUCCCUCGGUCCUAAGUAGCCCAGAGCACACUGUGGAUCUUCAUGGAGCAACACUUUCUUGGGCCACCAAAGACAAGUCAAGCAAAAAGAACGUCUUGGAACUGAAGACACGGGAAGGCUCUGAAUACCUGAUCCAGCAUGAUUCGGAGACUAUCAUUGGCACAUGGCAGAAGGCAAUUGCCAACAGCAUUAGCAAACUACCCAUGGAUUUCCCUGGUGAAAACAAUGAAGAAAAUUCAGCAGACUUCAAAUCCAUGGACCAAAUAGGAAGCAACAAAGAGAAGGAGGGUGAAAAGAAGAGUCCUGCCUCUUGGCAUUCAUCCAGCUCUCUCAGCUCAGACAGUGAUUCCAACAAAGUCCGUAACAAGCUCCGAAAGUUUCUGCAGAGGCGCCCAACACUCCAGUCCCUGCGGGAGCGAGGCUACAUCAAAGAUCAGGUGUUUGGAUGCGCUCUGCAAGUUCUGUGUGACCGUGAGAAGAGCACAGUGCCUCAGUUCGUUAGGCAGUGCAUCUGCACUGUGGAGAAGAGAGGCUUGGAUAUUGAUGGACUCUACCGGAUAAGUGGGAAUCUGGCUACGAUACAAAAACUGCGCUACAAGGUUGAUCAUGAUGAGCACCUGGACCUCAAUGAUGGCCGUUGGGACGACGUUCAUGUCAUCACGGGGGCGCUCAAGCUCUUCUUCCGCGAGUUGCCAGAGCCACUCUUCCCCUUCAGCCAUUUUGACAAAUUCAUUGCAGCCAUUAAAAUUACAGAGCUGACAAAGCGAAGCUGCCGCUUACGAGAGCUGGUGACUUCUUUACCUCCAGCUAAUCGCAAUACCAUGAGGGUACUUUUUGAGCAUCUCUGCAGGGUUAUAGAGUUUCGGGAGGAGAACCGUAUGUCAGUCCAAAGCGUUGCAAUCGUGUUCGGGCCAACAUUACUGAAGCCAGAGGCAGAAGAAGGGAAUAUGACUAUGCACAUGGUUUUCCAGAACCAGAUCGUGGAGCAAAUUCUUAGCCAGUUCAGCUACAUAUUCCCAGAGAACUAAGCUCUCCCAGCACAUCACAAGAGCCUGGUUGAACGAGCGAACAGCUUUGAUGCAAGGACAGUUCCCAUCACUACAGGGAAGGGAGUAUUGCUGGGCAGUGCCAAGACUUCGAGAUAGUGAAGUUGGGAAGGAAGAAACUGCAAGCAAUAAAACAAUCAAAGUUGGAUUCAGAACGUUCUCCAAUGUUGUGGGCAUGGGAUAUGAAAACUCUGUUGGAUAGGAGAAAGGCUAUUUGUUCAACAAAGUAUUCUGUAUUAGUGAGCUUUAACUCCAAUCUGGAGUAUCGUUUUGCCAUAGGAUGAUGUGACCUGGUAUGUUGAAAAAAUGUGGGAAAGGGCUUUGUAGCUAAGUCUGCACUAUAAUUUUUUCACAUGUCUUGGCUUUUUGCUAAGGAAUUUGGGGAAUUGUAGCAUUGUGAGUGUACCAUGAUUCUUCUGCUCUUCCAACUGAAUAAGGCACUGUUGAAUGUA